Messenger RNA from Parus major (Great Tit), 2399 nucleotides. RefSeq names its product zinc finger and BTB domain containing 25 (gene ZBTB25). Bases 515 to 1888 code for a protein of 457 amino acids. NCBI's taxonomy places the organism in Eukaryota, Metazoa, Chordata, Aves, Passeriformes, Paridae. The transcript is spliced from 4 exons. Gene Ontology annotation, molecular function: protein binding; DNA-binding transcription factor activity, RNA polymerase II-specific; RNA polymerase II cis-regulatory region sequence-specific DNA binding. Gene Ontology annotation, cellular component: nucleus. Gene Ontology annotation, biological process: regulation of cytokine production; regulation of immune system process; negative regulation of transcription by RNA polymerase II. The record is from RefSeq and is a predicted model, not a curated record.
CCCUCUUUGGGGAAGAAAAGUGGCUAGUGAUAUUUAUAGGAGCAGCAGGAUUAUAGCUCCAUGAUCUCUCAAUUCUGCUGCUGUGCAGACACAAGAGGGAAAGAUGGUCCCUGAGUCCUGUGAUCUUUAUAUUUAAAACUGAAGAAAUAGAACAUAAGGCAAUGGAAAAGAUAAAGCUGUGCUGGUCAGUGGCUUAAGCAGGAAAUACAUGGAUGAAAGUGCUUUGGAAACUAUGCUCUGUCAUCUCUCAGCCCAUCUUCAUCAUCCACCCAGGCUCAGGCUGCCUGGAAACAGCCCCAUAAGCUGAUGUAUUCUGGUGACCAGGGGCAUUAUUUGCCUUAAAUAUUAAAGAGUUGCAGUUAUGGGGAUGCAAUAAGAAAAUGGACUACAAACUAUCAAAUGCCGAGAGGAAACCAAGAGGGAUGAUCCGAGGCACUGAGCGUCUCCUGCAGAGGCCCUGAGUCAGCAGGGAUGCCAUGGAGGAGCGAGCGACUGGAGGAGGCCUGACAGAGAAAUGGUGCGUCCUCAGGAUUCGUGGUGGUUAAAGCAGCACAGAGGCCGCAGACAUUGGCACACCAUGGAUACCACCGGCCACAGCGUCCUCCUCCUCCAGCAGCUGAACAUGCAGCGGGAGUUUGGCUUUCUGUGUGACUGCACAGUUGCCAUUGGAGAUGUUUACUUCAAAGCCCACAGAGCGGUGCUCGCUGCUUUUUCAAACUAUUUUAAGAUGAUAUUUAUUCAUCAGACGAGCGAGUGCAUAAAAAUUCAGCCUACAGACAUCCAGCCUGACAUAUUUAGUUACUUGUUACACAUCAUGUACACUGGGAAAGGGCCAAAGCAGACUGUCAGCCAGAGCCGACUGGAGGAGGGCAUCCGCUUUCUGCACGCAGACCACCUCUCCCACAUCGCCAUCGAGAUGAACCAGGCCUUCUCCCCAGAGCCUGUCCAGUCCUCCAACCUGUACGGGAUCCAGAUCUCUACAGCACACAAGCUGGCGAAGGAGCGCCUGGGAGCGAAGGAAAGCCUGCCCAAGGCGGGCAGCAGGUCCGCGGCCCAGGGCGAUCACCCCCAGCUGCAGCUGUCCCUGGCCAUCGGCCUGGACGACGGCCCCCUGGAGCAGCAGGUCGCUCGCCCCUCGGCCCAGCCCGCGGCUCUCGCCAAGCCGGCAGAGGAGCGCCCGAAGCUCUCGGUUUCCAUAAAGCAGGAGAGAUGUGACUCGGAGCCCGUGGUGUCCCAGAGCUGCACCCCUCCUUCUCCAGAGGUAGCGAGCCCCGUCUUUGCCAAGGGCAGCCUCAAGGUGCAUUUGUGCCACUACUGCGGGGAGCGCUUCGACUCGCGGGAGGGGCUGCGGCAGCACCUGCACGGCCACGUCUCGGGCUCGCUGCCCUUCGGCGUCCCGGCCUCCAUCCUGGAGAGCAGCGACCUGGGGGAGGUGCAGCCUCUGGCUGAGGACAGGGAGCCUGGGGAUGGCCAUCGCCUCGGGGCCUUCCUCCUCAAGGAGGACGAGCAUCAGCUGGAGCAUCCGAGUUGCAGCGACCUGGAGCCUCUGCAGAUUGGGCAGCUCUCCCUCAUCUCCAAGGACCACGAACCGGUGGAGUUGAACUGUAACUUUUCUUUCUCAAGAAAGAGAAAGAUCAGCUGCACCGUCUGCGGCCGCACGUUUUUCCGGAAGAGCCAGCUGCUGGAGCACAUGUACACGCACAGAGGGAAGCAGCACAAGUACAGCCGCUGCCAGCGGCUGGAGAGCCCCGCCACCCCCAGGUUUCACCCUUACUGUGACAGCGAGAGUGUGGGCAAGAGCUCCAGCUUGUCCCAAGGCCACUUAGAUGAAUGUAUACUGGAGCCAGAUCUCAUCCAAGAAGGCGUUGAUACGAUCCUGGUAGAGUAAUUCUCCCCCUUCAGAUGCUGAAACUGCAUGUUUUGGCACUCUCCACCUAGGGAGUGGCUGUUCUGUGCAGCUGAUGUUCUUGAACCAUCAUUCCCCUCACCACUGAGAUAACUGUGAAGGACUGUGUACUUCGAUUUAUGUACUUGCUUUUUUUACUUCUCUAACUUUUAAACCUGAGCUAAUUCCCAUCUAAGUCCUUCUUGGAAGCCUCUGUGUAUCUCAGUUAUGUUUUUCCUGAAUGUGAACUUGCUCCUACUCUGCUUUACUGGAGUAAAGGCUGUAUUGCUGGGUGUGAGGUUUAAACAUUGUCUAGUACUUUGUGUGGUGCCUAGGACUCUUUGUAUUCCAUAGAAUUGCUCCUCUGAAACCAGAUGGAUGGAAGUGUAGAGGGAAAUACGUAUUGUGUUUCCCAAACAGUUUGUUUUUAAUGAAAAUAAAUAUCUCAAGGAGAUGAAUCCUGAAGUUCAUGUUGUUCAUGUAACUGCAGUUAAUAAAUCUCUGCAUAAAUAUU